This is a messenger RNA of Fraxinus pennsylvanica, 2721 nucleotides long. Lineage: Eukaryota; Viridiplantae; Streptophyta; Magnoliopsida; Lamiales; Oleaceae. The record is from the annotation of a GenBank genome assembly.
AUGCCUGGGAACAAGUGUAAUGACAACUCACAAGUCCUCAAUACUCGGAUAGCGAGGCUCUUGAGAGAAAGAGAGCUAAGAAGAAGCAGCAGAGCUUCUUCUUCAAGUGAUGGUACUGAUGGCAACAGAGGGUCUGAGGUCUCUGAGAACGAUAUCUCAGAUUUGGAAGACAUUGCACAAGCACAUAGUAAAGGGUGGGAAAAUCCUGACGUGAGGCCUACCAGACAAAGAUUGUUAGUGGUUGCUAAUAGACUUCCCGUAUCUGCAGUUAGGAAAGGUGAAGAUUCCUGGUUGCUAGAGAUAAAUGCAGGGGGUCUAGUAACCGCUCUUCUUGGAGUUAAGGAAUUUGAGACACGGUGGAUUGGUUGGGCAGGAGUAAAUGUGCCAGAUGAGGUCGGGCAGAAGGCUCUUACUAAAGCUCUAGCUGAAAAGAGGUGCAUCCCUGUUUUCCUUGAUGAAGAAAUUGUUCAUCAGUACUACAAUGGCUACUGUAACAACAUAUUGUGGCCUUUGUUUCACUAUCUUGGACUUCCACAAGAAGACCGUCUUGCGACAACUAGGAGUUUUCAAUCACAGUUUGCUGCAUAUAAGAAGGCAAAUCAAAUGUUCGCUGACGUGGUGAACAAACACUACGAAGAGGGUGAUGUUGUUUGGUGUCAUGACUACCAUCUCAUGUUCCUUCCGAAAUGUUUGAAGGAACAUAACAGCAAAAUGAAAGUUGGGUGGUUCCUACACACACCCUUUCCAUCUUCAGAAAUCCACAAGACACUGCCAUCUAGAUCAGAGCUGCUAGAUGCAGUUAUAGCUGCCGAUUUGGUUGGUUUCCACACAUACGAUUAUGCACGACAUUUUGUCAGUGCUUGUACUCGCAUUCUUGGAAUUGAAGCUACCCCUGAAGGAGUAGAGGAUCAAGGCAGACUAACCCGUGUGGCUGCGUUCCCAAUUGGAAUUGAUUCAGAGAGAUUCAUUCGAGCUCUUGGAGUUCCUGAAGUCCAGAAACACGUGAAAGAAUUAAAAGAAAGAUUUGCUGGAAGAAAGGUAAUGCUUGGUGUGGAUCGCCUUGACAUGAUCAAAGGAAUCCCUCAAAAGCUACUAGCGUUUGAGCAGUUUCUUGAGGAAAACCCAAACUGGCGUGAUAAAGUGGUUUUGCUGCAAAUAGCCGUGCCAACAAGAACUGAUGUUCCUGAAUAUCAAAAACUUUCAAGCCAGGUCCAUGAAAUUGUUGGGCGGAUCAAUGGCAGAUUUGGAACUUUGACUGCUGUUCCAAUUCAUCAUUUGGAUCGUUCUCUUGACUUUCAGGCACUGUGUGCACUGUAUGCUGUUACCGAUGUAGCACUAGUUACGUCUCUGCGGGAUGGGAUGAAUCUCGUCAGCUAUGAGUUUGUGGCAUGUCAAGAUUCCAAAAAAGGAGUUCUCAUCCUCAGUGAAUUUGCGGGAGCAGCACAGUCUCUUGGUGCUGGUGCAAUUCUAGUAAAUCCUUGGAACGUCACAGAAGUUGCUGCUGCAAUAGGACAAGCUUUGAAUAUGCCUGCUGAAGAAAGAGAGAAACGUCACCGACAUAACUUUGAGCACGUGUCUUCUCAUACUGCUCAACAAUGGGCUGAGUUCUUCGUGAGUGAAUUAAAUGAUACCAUUAUUGAAGCCCAGCAGAGGAUAAGAAAAGUUCCACCUCAACUUGUUUUCAGUGAUGCAAUCCAGCACUAUUUGCAAUCUACGAAUCGGUUACUUAUACUGGGUUUCAAUGCUACACUAACUGAACCGGUCGACACUCCUGGGAGAAGAGGUGGAGAUCAGAUUAAAGAAAUGGAACUUAAAUUGCACCCUGAGCUGAAAGGACCUCUGAAGAUGCUUUGUAAUGAGCCAAAUACAACGAUUGUUGUCCUCAGUGGAAGCGAGAGAAGUGUCUUAGAUGAUAACUUUGGUGAGUUUGACAUGUGGUUGGCAGCUGAGAAUGGGAUGUUUUUGCGUUCUACAAAGGGUGAAUGGAUGACAACGAUGCCAGAGCAUUUAAAUAUGGAUUGGGUUGACAGUGUGAAGCAUGUUUUUGAGUAUUUCACUGCAAGAACCCCGAGAUCACAUUUUGAAAGUCGUGAAACUUCACUUGUAUGGAACUACAAGUAUGCAGAUAUUGAAUUUGGAAGGUUGCAAGCUAGAGACAUGCUGCAGCAUCUCUGGACUGGUCCAAUUGGUAACUCAUCUGUAGAUGUUGUCCAAGGAAGCCGCUCAGUUGAGAUGCGAGCAGCUGGUGUGACAAAGGGUGCUGCUAUUGAACGUAUACUGGGAGAGAUAGUUCAUAAUAAAGCCAUUUGUACACCAAUAGAUUAUGUCCUGUGCUUGGGGCAUGUCUUAGGGAAGGAUGAGGAUCUUUACACAUUUUUUGAGCCUGAUCUUUCUUUUGAAACUAUGGGUAUACCAAGAACAAAAGCGUCUGAUGCAACGAAAAGGCCGACUUCAAAGCUUCCGUCUGGUAGAAGCAACUCCAAGUCUCAGGUUAAGAGUCAGCAAUGUGGGCCAAACCCGGUCAAGAAAUCAUUUAACGGUGCCUCUGGGAACAGCCGGAGGUCAUCAUCAGAAAAUAUCUCGUGGAAUGUGCUCGAUUUGAAAAAGGAGAACUAUUUUUCUUGUGCCGUUGGCCGCACUCGCACGAAUGCUCGGUACCUUCUUAAUACAUCAGAUGAUGUUGUGGUGUUUCUCAGGGAGAUGGCUGAAGCUUCCUUGUAG